UAUAUAUAUAACUCAAGUUUCCUUCUACACUAAAGAAACCAUCACAAGUUUGAUCAUUCAGUCAAACUCCAAAUUUUCAAUGGCCUCAAUAAGCUUAGGUGAAGCUUCCAUAGCCAUCUUUUCCUCUAUCAUCUUUAUCCUUUGUCUCUACCUCUUCAAGAAUCCUCAUAAUAAAGUCUUUCUUAGAAACUGGCCAGUUCUUGGCAUGCUUCCUGGUCUGCUCAUGGAGUUCCAUCGGAUCUAUGACUUUAGCGUAGAGAAUCUCGAGGCGUCUAACUUGACGUUUGCAUUCAAGGGCCCGUGGUAUUUUGGAAUGGAUAUGUUGUUCACGGUUGAUCAAGAAAAUAUUCGUCAAAUAAUGAACUCAUACUCUUCAAAUUACACCAAAGGUCCUGACUUCAAAGAAGUAUUUGAUGUUUUUGGAGACGGGAUACUCACCGCGGAUUCGAAGCUAUGGAAGAGUCUGAGGAAAGCUUCUAAAGCCAUGGUCGACCACCAAAGGUUUCAAAGGUUGUCAAUGAGUACCACGAGAAGAAAACUCAAUGAUGGGCUUGUUCCUUUUUUCAAUAAGAUAGCGGAGGAAGAAACGGUCGUGGACUUGCAGGACUUGUUCGGGAGGUUCAUGUUCGACACAACAUUAAUGACAGUAAGUGGGUGUGAUGAUCCUAGAUCUUUAUCCAUUGAAAUGUCAGAGGUGGAUGAGUUCGCUAAAGCUCUCAACGAUGUAGGAGAAGCGAUUAUGUAUAGGCAUGUUAAACCAAAGUUUUUGUGGAAGUUGCAAAGAAGGAUUGGAUUUGGACAAGAGAAGAAGUUGUCCAAAGCUGACGCCACUUUAAAUCGAAUGUGUGCAAAGUUUAUAUUAGAUAAGAGAGAAGAGAUAAGAUCACAAGAUUUUACUCACAAUUUUAAUGAUGAAGGGGAUGACCUUUUGACAUCCCACAUGAAGCUAGAUGCAACCAAGUACGAGCUCUUGAACCCAAACGAUGAUAAGUUUCUUAGAGACACCAUGUUAGCUUUCAUUCUAGUGGGGAGAGAUACAGGAGAUACCACUGCUUCUGCUCUCACUUGGUUCUUUUGGCUUUUGUCCGAAAACCCUCAAGUUGUCGCUAACAUUCGCCAAGAGAUCAAUAUAAAUCUGUCAAGAGUAACCACUGGUGGUGAUGGUGGCCUAGAGAGGCCGUCUUAUGAUGUUUCUAUAGAUUUCUUGAACAAACUAGUGUAUUUACAUGGUUCCUUGUAUGAAGCAAUGAGACUUUACCCGCCGGUUCCAUUCGAGCGUUUGUCUCCAGUAAAACAAGAUAAGCUUCCAAGUGGGCAUGAAGUGGACCCAAGUAUGAAGAUUUUAAUCUUUGUUUACGCGUUGGGGAGGAUGAAAGCAAUAUGGGGAGACGACGCAUUGGAAUUUAAGCCGGAGAGAUGGGUUUCAAUGACAGGAGGGUUGAUAGAAGUUCCUUCCACCAAGAUCUUUUCGUUUAAUGCGGGUCCAAGAGCUUGCUUGGGUAAGAAGUUAGCUAUGACUCAAAUGAAGACAGUGGUCAUGGAGAUAUUACAAAACUAUGAUAUUCAAGUUGUUGAAGGCCAAAAGAUUGAACCAGCUCCUGGUCCUAUUCUUCGCAUGAAGCACGGUCUUCGAGUCACACUUUCUAAACGAUAUUCAUCUUAAAAUCUAUGCUCAGAAUGUUUUUUUUUUUUUUUUUUUUUUCAAUUUUGAAUUUCAAAAUCAUAGCCUAAAAAUAAGAAUUAAACUCUUAGGGUUGAAUUUCCUAAGUUGUAAUAUUUGAUUGAUGAAAUGAAUGUAUUCUUAUAGUAAUGAUCAUGAAUGAAAUGUGACAACCAUCAUAUCUUAAAGAAUAGGAUUGUGCUUUCUUUGUAGCGUUUUAUGCGUCCAUGGAUUUUCUUAUCCUGCCCGGUAGCUAUAGCGCGGACACUCAUUAAUCUCUACAAGACUACAAUGGUAAAUCUUGUCAUAUAAGAAGACGACAUAAAACCACUAGACACCUAAUAAAAAUGUGGCGGAAUCGAUCAUCUAAGCCACUUGCUAACGCAAAUCACCAUCAAACCUUGGAUAUUGGUAGUUUGCCAACUCACCCAUUAUUUUUCUAUGUACAUUAAAAAAAAAUCUCCUUCGAAUUCAUAAUACCUUUUAUUUUAUA
This is a messenger RNA of Arabidopsis lyrata subsp. lyrata, 2153 nucleotides long. RefSeq names its product alkane hydroxylase MAH1. The record is from RefSeq and is a predicted model, not a curated record. The coding region runs from base 80 to 1663 and encodes 527 amino acids. The transcript has 2 exons. NCBI's taxonomy places the organism in Eukaryota, Viridiplantae, Streptophyta, Magnoliopsida, Brassicales, Brassicaceae. Gene Ontology annotation, molecular function: iron ion binding; monooxygenase activity; heme binding.